Molecule: messenger RNA, 2140 nt
Organism: Pseudophryne corroboree (corroboree frog)
Lineage: Eukaryota; Metazoa; Chordata; Amphibia; Anura; Myobatrachidae
Product: vitamin D 25-hydroxylase
Exons: 5
Coding region: 150-1649 (499 amino acids)
Biological process (GO): xenobiotic metabolic process
Cellular component (GO): cytoplasm; intracellular membrane-bounded organelle
Molecular function (GO): heme binding; oxidoreductase activity, acting on paired donors, with incorporation or reduction of molecular oxygen, reduced flavin or flavoprotein as one donor, and incorporation of one atom of oxygen; iron ion binding
Source: RefSeq, a predicted model, not a curated record
UCACAUGGCCCGGUGACGUCAGUCGCUCACACACGGGGUUACUGAGGAAACCGGCCGCCGCUGCUCCUGAGUCCUGCUGCCUCUGACUGACAGUGACUGGCUGUGGCCGGGGAUGAGAGCGGGCUCGCUGUGACGUGGCUGCGGGCUCCAUGGAGCGGGACAUGUGGUCCUGGGCUCAGCUGCUGGGGGUCCUGGCCGCCUCCGCCGCGCUGCUGAUCGCCGUCUCCACCGUCAGGCACAUCCUGAAGCAGAGGAGACCCCGGGGCUUCCCGCCCGGCCCCACCGGCCUGCCCCUUAUCGGCAACAUCCUGGCCCUGGCCUCCGACCCCCAUGUCUACAUGAAGAAGCAAAGUAAGGUCUAUGGACAGAUAUUCAGUUUGGACUUAGGGGGCAUCUCUACAAUAGUUCUGAACGACUACGAUGCGGUGAAAGAAUGCAUGGUGCGCCAGAGCGAUGUCUUCGCCGACCGCCCGUCCCUCCCGUUGUUUCAUAAGCUGACUAAAAUGGGAGGCCUCCUCAAUGCAAAGUUUGGGCGAUGCUGGACGGAGCACCGUAAGCUGGCGGUGAGCUGUUUCCGCAACUUCGGGUACGGCCAGAAGUCCUUCGAGAACAAAAUCUCAGAGGAAUCCUUGUUUUUCCUUGAUGUCGUGGACACACAUAAAGGGAAGGCGUUCGAUCCGAAGCAUCUAAUAACCAUUGCCGUCUCCAAUGUCUCCAACCUGAUCUUGUUUGGGGAGCGCUUCCGCUACGAUGAUAAUGAGUUUCUGCAUAUGAUCGAAAUCUUCAGUGAGAAUAUAGAGCUGGCGACCAGCGCCUGGGUGUUCCUGUACAACGCCUUCCCGCUCAUUGGCAUUCUGCCCUUUGGGAAGCACCAGCAGCUUUUCAGGAACGCUUCAAAGGUCUACGACUUUCUCCUUCAAAUCAUCAAUCGUUUCUCAGAGCACCGCACGCCGCAGUUGCCGCGCCAUUUCAUCGAUGCAUAUCUGGAUGAGAUGGAGAGGAGCGCAGCAGAUCCAGAGAGUACGUACUCCACGGAGAAUCUCAUCUUCUCGGUCGGGGAACUGAUAAUUGCUGGGACAGAGACCACAACCAAUGUUCUGAGAUGGGCAAUUCUCUUCAUGGGCCUCUACCCCAAUAUACAAGGUCAGAUUCACAGAGAAAUUGACUUAGUGGUUGGACCAAAUAGGAUCCCAGUGUUUGAAGACCGGUCUAACAUGCCUUAUACUGAGGCCGUACUGCACGAAAUACUGAGAUUCUGCAACAUCGCCCCCUUGGGGAUUUUCCACGCUACUUCCAGAGACACCGUCGUGCGAGGGUAUUCAAUCCCAGCAGGCACCACGGUCAUCACUAACCUGUACUCUGUGCACUUCGAUGAGAAAUACUGGAGUGAUCCAGAAAUCUUCUAUCCAGAGAGGUUUUUGGAUAGCAGCGGACAGUUUAUCAAGAAGGAAGCCUUUGUCCCUUUCUCGUUGGGGAGAAGACACUGUCUGGGGGAGCAGCUGGCCAGGAUGGAACUGUUCCUGUUCUUCACAGCGCUGCUGCAGAGAUUCCACUUGCACUUCCCACAUGGGUAUAUCCCAAAUCUGAAGCCAAAGCUGGGUAUGACGCUGCAGCCUUACCCAUACCCCAUCUGCGCCGAGAGACGCUAGAUAUGCAAACUAGCUGCACACCAAUCUACUUAGUCAGCGAACAGCUCAGAUUUUUCUGUGCAGGAGAGUGCAGUGUUCUAAAGCAAGCAUAUGCUCAGCAGAGUGAGUGGGAAAUCCUGUCACUGGGUGAUUCAGCUGGCCGAAUUUCCCAUUCAGUAUGAUGUCAGGCUGCUAAAGAGUAUGGUCACUGUAUAACACUGCAUUUCCUGGUCAGAGAAUGGUGGCGUUCCAAAACUCCCAUCAGACAUUGGAACCUGGUUCUGGUAUAUAUGUGUACGUGAUAUAUACAUGUAUAUACACACACACACACACACAUAUAUAUCUAUCUCUCACAGCUCCUCCCACUCCGAAACCUCAUCAUGGUCGCUUCCAGCCUAUGCAGGAUGAAGAUUUUACUAGUCCGAAUAAAUACACCGCCAUCUUAGUCUGUAGGCAUUUGUAAUACAUUUUCUCUAUCGUCCUAGUGGAUGCUGGGGUUCCUGAAAGGACCA